UCUAAUUUUCUCAUUUAAGGGAAAAAAAGAAAAUUUCCUUUCCCCUGUACAUGUUUGCCUCUCCCUCUUCUAUGAGUCUCCUCGUUGCUCCUGUUCCCUGAAUAAAUUUUUUACCGCAGAUCGAAGGGUCUCAUUUUUCCCUCUCUCCCCAAUGUAGCGUCAAGCUCGGAAGAUCGACUGAGGAAUCGAGACUUGAGAUGGGAAAAAGUGCUGAUGGUCAUUGAGAUUGGAAGGCAGGUAGCGGCGGUACCGCCUUAGCCCAGAAUGAGCCCAUCGACCGCCGUGAGCGUCUCCGCAAGCUAGCCCUCGAGACCAUUGAUCUCGCCAAAGAUCCCUACUUCAUGCACAAUCACCUCUGCAGCUAUGAGUGCAAAUUCUGCCCGACAACGAGGGCAACUUUGGCACAUACACUGGGGACGAAGCGCCAGACCAAUUUGGCCAAGAGGGCGGCACGUGAGACCAAGGACGUCGUUGCUCAUCCCCAGGCCAACAAGCGGAAGGUUGUGUUGUUUCUGAUUUUGACCUGGUGGCCCUCGACUUUAUAUCAGCUUAUGUUUCCUGAGCUCAAAUACUCAAUACGUGCUUCUCACAAAAGCCUGAAGUCCGAAGCUGGAAUGUGUUGAGCAACAACCUGAGGAGAAGAACAAACCAAUAGCAUAUGAAGAUCAGCGGACAAAUAGAAAAGAUGAAACUCUCAAGAACAAACCUCCUACCGUGCAAUCGACCAGUAUUGACCAACAUCAAGGUUAGAAGGAGUAGCUAUAACGAUAAUUUAUACACAUGACAAACUGCAAUGAAGCAAUCUUUAACGCAAUCUUCAAUUAAUCAAUAAGAAAUCAAGUUGUCAACAAAAAAGAAAAGAUUGAGGCUGCUGUCCACUGCCUAUAGUAUCGAGGUCCACGAUUUCCAGAACCAGAUGGCCGGGGUCAAUGUUCGGUUCAACAUGGGGAUGGCCGGAUGGGAAUUCCUGAUUUGCUUCCACUGCAGCCGACAAUGAUAUCUUCUUCUAAUAGCACCUUCAUAUCUACAGGCAACCAAAAUCCUUUCCUUGAAGAAGAAGAGAAGAGAGUGCCAAAUCGAGGAUGAAAUAAAUUAGUAUUAUUUUUGCGAGUGUUGUUCUCUCGAGAAGUGGAAAAAGAGGAAGAGACUAUGAGUAUAGCGGUCAGGUUUAGUAGUUUCCUUGUAGGGGACGUAUGGGAAUAUCAAAGAGGAGGGGGAGAAUGUAAAAAGUCGGUCAAAAUGAUAUGAAGAGAGGGAGGUUUGGUAGUGCAAUCAAAGUGGAAAUUCAGAUAAAAUAGUUAUUACGAUAAAAUAAUUAUAUAUAUAUAUAUAUGUUAAUGUAAGAAAGGUGAAUGGAUAUUUUAUCAGGAGUUGGGGAUUUGAUCAUCAAAAUUCGAGUAAUGCCAUCCAUUCAAAUGGAGCAAUGGUAUUCAUUCUUCCCCUAUUGUCUCGGAGUAUAUAUAGAUCUGGUAAUUUUUUGAAGAAGAAAGGAAUAAAAUCUUGAUGUAACCAAAAAAGAAUAAAAUCUUGAGUUAAUGUCAACUUAAAUUUUCAGAGGGACAGAGACAUAAAAAAUAAAAUAAAAUCAGAUUUUCUCAACUAAUAUCAUUAAUCGAAUUGCUAUUUUUAUCUUUCUUCUUUCACAAAAAGUGCAAUCCUCUGCAUUUCUACAUUAUAAAAAGAAAAACAUAACGUGACUUUCAUAUUUUUCAAUGAUAAAGAAAAAACCGUAAUAAUUCGCAAUUCACUUGUCUCGCCUAUGGGCUCCGUAAAACCUCACUCUUUGGGAGCCUUUCCAUUGAAAUUUAUUUAUUUAUUUCUUAGAAAAAAAACACUGAAAAUGACAUGAGUAUGUGGAACAAAUUGCCAUUAAAUAAUUAUAAGCAUGUAAUAUUGGAAUCACAAAGAAAGUAAAAAUGAUACCUUUAUUUACCCGAUAGAUGAUAAAAGAAAUUUGGUGAAAGAGAUUUGAUGAAAACUCAGACAUAUCUCGAAUGAAACUCGAAAUGAUCAUGAAAAGUAAGUAACAAAAUGGAAGCCAUCGAGCAACUGCCUCCUAUCAGAAGAAAGAUAAAGAGAAAGAGUCAUUACCCGAUAAUCUAGCACUUGGAAAUAGCAGUGUUGGCAGCAAGGCGACGAGGAAGCAAGACCAGUAGAUGGAAGACAACCGGUGAAUUGGCAAGUCGGAACUGGUCUGAGAAUGAUUUUCUAUGGUGGGGUGUUUCACUGUUUGCAAAAUGAUACUUAUCGAAGAUCGUUUACAAGAGAAAAUUCGCUUUCAACGUUGGGUUUACCCUCGGGGGCCGAUGGGGAGGAGGCAGUUUUUUUUUUUUUUUGGCUCGAUGGGGAGCAAACAGUUGAAACUCACUAUUUAUGGUCCUAUAUAUUUAAACGGGCACUUUUUUUGGAUAGUUAUUUGAGCGGACACUUUGCUUCGAUUCUUUUGUUUGUUUCUCUUUUAAGGGCAUUUAGAUUUUUGAGUAGUUUUACUCAAAAAUCAUCUUGGUAAGAAAAACUAAAAAAUAAGUUCGAAAGUUCGAACAAUGCAUACAAAUUAAAAUAAUGUAAUGAAAAAUAUUGUCCUUUUAGAGUGUCAAAAAUCAAAAGGGCUUGUCAAAAGGCUUUUCAAAAUGGCACAAUUAUCUCUAAAUGAAAAAUAUCGGUAAGGGGUACAAUAACUUUUCGAUGAAAAUGCAAAUGUACAUUAAAUAUGGGGGUACAAUAGGAAUUACAAAAAUAGAGAAAGGUAAAAGAAAGGGUAAAAUGGAAAAUAAUAAAUGUGAAGAAUCCAAAGUUGAGCUCCACGCUUUUUUAUUUAAUAUAGAAGUGUAGACGGACAGGCAUAGUUAUAGAUUCACUUCCCAUUGUAUCUCUUUUUUCUCUGUUUCCUUCAAAAAAAAAAAAAGGAAAGAGAAGCCAAAGAAAUUCAAA
Punica granatum (pomegranate) is the source of this 2931-nucleotide messenger RNA. The record is from RefSeq and is a predicted model, not a curated record. Lineage: Eukaryota; Viridiplantae; Streptophyta; Magnoliopsida; Myrtales; Lythraceae.